Molecule: messenger RNA, 720 nt
Organism: Racocetra persica
Lineage: Eukaryota; Fungi; Glomeromycota; Glomeromycetes; Diversisporales; Gigasporaceae
Source: the annotation of a GenBank genome assembly
AUGACUAUAAAAUUAUCGCGUCAAAACUAUGCUUCUUCAUCCACUCAAUCUUGUCCAAUUCGGAACUUUCCAAAUACUGAAGAAUUAGAAACCAUAAUCUCGAAAAUCGUAAAGUUUGAGGAACGUCAGGAAAUUGAGUCAAUGACCUUUCUCUCUUUACACGAUUUAAUUAUCCCAAGCCUUAAACCGAAGCGUGCUGGUCCACCUAGGGCUCAAAAUUGUUUUUUGAUCUUUAGAAAAGACCUGCAGGCAAACAUGAAAUCUCAAACGGACUUGAGGAUGACUUCGAACGGAAUGAUUUUUAGAAAAUAUUUAAGAAAAUAUUUGCAUACCUAUAUGACAUCUACUGAUGAUAAGACUUGUAUGAAAAUAGUUUCGAACACUGCCUUUCGUAUGUGGACGUACGAAAAUGAGAUAAAGCAAGUUUAUAUAAAAGUUUCUAAAAUCGCAAAAGCCGUCCAUGCAUUUAUGUGGCCGGAUUACAAAUAUCAACCUAAUCGUAAAAAACGUUUACAACAUUCUUUUCGUUAUGAUCCAUAUAUUCCUGUACCAUUUUAUAACUCUCAACAAACCCAAAAUUUUUCAUAUCCUAAUAACUUCGUUUCUUUUACUAAUAAGCAUAUUCCCCAUAUACAACAACUCGAUAUAAAUUUAAGCAAAUUAAAUUAUUAUAAUGAUAGAAUUCUUUGUCAAUCUUUAGACAGAUAUGUUAAGAUUUAA